Triticum turgidum subsp. durum (durum wheat) is the source of this 1317-nucleotide messenger RNA. The record is from the annotation of a GenBank genome assembly. NCBI's taxonomy places the organism in Eukaryota, Viridiplantae, Streptophyta, Magnoliopsida, Poales, Poaceae.
AUGUACAGCAACUUCAAGGAGCAGGCGAUCGAGUACGUGAAGCAGGCCGUCCAGGAGGACAAUGCCGGCAACUACGUCAAGGCGUUCCCGCUCUACAUGAACGCGCUCGAGUACUUCAAGACCCACCUCAAGUACGAGAAGAACCCCAAGAUCAAGGAGGCCAUCACCGCCAAGUUCACCGAGUACCUCCGCCGCGCCGAGGAGAUCCGGGCCGUCCUCGACGAGGGCGGCGGCGGCCCCCCCGGCGCGCCCAACGGCGGCGACGCCGCCGUCGCCACCCGGCCCAAGACCAAGGGGAAGGACGGCGGAGGCGACGGCGCCGGCGGGGACGACUCCGAGCAGUCCAAGCUGAGGGCCGGCCUCAACUCGGCCAUCAUCACCGAGAAGCCCAACAUCAAGUGGAACGACGUCGCCGGGCUCGAGAGCGCCAAGCAGGCGCUGCAGGAGGCCGUCAUAUUGCCCGUCAAGUUCCCCCAGUUCUUCACAGGUAAGCGGAGGCCAUGGAGGGCUUUUCUUCUGUACGGUCCACCAGGAACAGGAAAGUCUUAUUUGGCUAAAGCUGUUGCAACUGAGGCUGAUUCGACAUUCUUCAGCAUAUCUUCAUCAGACCUUGUUUCGAAAUGGAUGGGAGAGAGCGAGAAACUAGUUGCUAAUCUUUUCCAAAUGGCUCGCGAAAAUGCCCCGUCAAUUAUCUUCAUUGAUGAAAUUGAUUCCUUGUGCGGUACACGUGGAGAAGGCAAUGAAAGUGAAGCUUCCAGGAGAAUAAAAACCGAACUUCUUGUACAGAUGCAGGGUGUUGGCCAUAAUGAUGAUAAAGUUCUUGUUCUUGCUGCGACGAAUACGCCAUAUGCUCUGGACCAGGCUGUGCGGCGGCGGUUUGACAAGCGUAUCUACAUUCCGCUACCUGACGCGAAAGCUAGGCAGCAUAUGUUUAAGGUGCAUCUUGGGGAUACACCGCACAGCUUAUCGGAAAGUGAUUUUGAGGUCUUGGGUCGUCGUACAGAAGGAUUCUCUGGUUCCGAUGUUGCUGUCUGUGUGAAAGAUGUGUUGUUUGAGCCUGUGCGCAAAACACAGGAUGCUAUGUACUUCUUCAAGAUAGAUGGUGACAUGUGGAUGCCCUGUGGACCGAAGCAGCCAGGCGCUGUGCAGACCACGAUGCAGGAUCUUGCAUCCAAAGGCCUUGCCUCACAGAUUCUUCCACCCCCGAUCUCGAAGAAUGAUUUCGAGAAGGUCCUUGCGAGACAGAGACCAACCGUUGGCAAGAAGGACCUGGAAGUGCACGAGAAGUUCACCAAGGAGUUCGGCGAGGAGGGUUGA